GAGGACCGGUCGUCGGCGUCCCGGGCGCUGGUUGGCUCGGAGGCGGUGGGCGGGCCUGACUCCGAGAGCCAGCGGGGUGCGCUUGUCCGGGUUGCUUUUGCUCUGGGAUUUCUUUCUUUCUUUUUCUUUUCUUUUCUUUCUUUUUUUGGCCAUGGGGCAGCAGGAUGUGAGGCGGCUCCUGUCGAGGUUUAGUUCACUCCGAAGAACCAGUAUCAUUCUGCAACAUUUGAGAAUGUCCAAGCACACAGACGCGGCAGACGUGCUUCUGGAAAGGAGAGGUUGUGCAGGUGUGAUAACGCUGAACAGACCCAAGCUCCUCAACGCGCUGUCCCUGGGGAUGAUCCGGCAGAUUUACCCACAGCUAAAGAAGUGGGAACAGGAUCCUGAAACAUUCCUGAUCAUUAUCAAAGGAGCUGGAGGAAAAGCUUUUUGUGCUGGGGGUGAUAUCAAAGUGAUCUCUGAAGCUAUAAAGACAAAAGAGAAGUUGACUCAAGAUUUCUUCAGAGAAGAAUAUAUGAUGAACAGUGCCAUUGGUUCUUGCCAGAAACCAUAUGUUGCCCUUAUUGAUGGAAUUACAAUGGGUGGGGGAGUUGGUGUCUCAGUUCAUGGGAAAUUUCGUGUGGCUACUGAAAAGUCUCUUUUUGCAAUGCCAGAAACAGGAAUAGGACUAUUCCCUGAUGUGGGUGGAGGAUAUUUCUUGCCAAGACUUCAAGGAAAACUGGGCUACUUGCUUGCAUUGACAGGAUUCAGGCUGAAAGGAAGAGAUGUGUACAGAGCAGGAAUUGCUACACACUUUGUGGAUUCCACUAAGUUAAGCAUGUUAGAAGAAGAUCUGAUAGCUUUGAAAUCUCCUUCAGAAGAAAAUAUUGCAGGCAUCCUAGAAACCUACCAUGCAGAGUCCAAGAUCGAUAUAGACAAGCCUUUUAUACUUGAAGAACACAUGGACAAAAUAAACAGGUGCUUUUCAGCCAACACCGUAGAACAGAUUAUUGAAAACUUAAGGCAAGAUGGUUCACCAUUUGCCCUGGAGCAGUUGAAGGUAAUUAAUAAAAUGUCUCCAACAUCCCUAAAGAUUACACUAAGGCAACUGAAGGAGGGCUCUUCAAAGACUUUGCAGGAAGUACUGACAAUGGAAUAUCGACUAAGUCAAGCAUGUAUGGAAGGGCAUGACUUCCAUGAAGGCGUUAGAGCCGUUUUAAUUGAUAAAGACCAGAAUCCAAAGUGGAAACCAGCUAACCUCGCGGAAGUAACUGAUGAAGAUUUGAACCGCUACUUUAAGUCUCUGGGAAGCAAUGAUUUGAAAUUCUGAGGUUUAUUUUCGAGCAGGGGUAAGGCGUGCAUCAGCACGAAGGCCAGAUCUGGCUUGGUGCCUGUUUCGAUGCAGCCGACAGGCCAGGAAUGCUUUCUCCACUUUUAAAUGGUUGGGAAGAGAAAUCAAAACCAGGACUUCACGAAGUUCAAAUGUCAAGCAUGUUUGAAGUGUAACUGAGCUCAUGUUUAUUUCUCACCUAUGGCUGCUUCAAGUAGGUAUGGCCCAGACUGCUGGGCCUAUAAUGCAACAAAUAUUAACUGUGAUGUCUAUCUGAAAAAGUCGGCCAUUCUCUGUUUCAUGAGAUGAGAAAACUCAGAAGUCUCUAGAGAUUAAUGAGUAGUUACCAUAUCUAUCUAAUGGGGUUUUGGGCUUUCAGUAAUAAUUUCCUAUAUAGAAUAGACAAACUUAUGUAUACAUGAUCAAAAGUAUGAAAAAAAUACCGAAAUUUAGAAGGAAGGGUUACUAUAUUACUACAUAAUGAUUAUGUUUUAGAAUAGCUGAAUAACUGGAAAGAUUUAGAGUAAGGAUUGUUCACUCAGCCUUCUUAAAGUAACCAAAAUGCUUUUCCCUUGGUGAGAAGGAAAACACUGUUCUUGUCACUUGCAGUGCUGUUAAUAUAGCAGGAUGAAGUACGAGGCUCCAGUCACUGAGCUAUACACACGCUGCUUUUUGUACAUUACAUUAAACCUUUGUGUGAUCAGGAAAAAAGUUUUAAAUAUAAAAUCUCCAGAAACUGGGACUGUUGACAGGAUGUAUUCAAGGCUUUUCAACAAACUGCAAGGAAUCCAGUCAGAGUGAUUUUAUAUUAAAGGUCAGCUGGUUACUUA
Jaculus jaculus (lesser Egyptian jerboa) is the source of this 2139-nucleotide messenger RNA. It is a transcript of the gene Hibch, whose product is annotated as 3-hydroxyisobutyryl-CoA hydrolase. The coding region runs from base 152 to 1309 and encodes 385 amino acids. Gene Ontology annotation, cellular component: mitochondrion. The record is from RefSeq and is a predicted model, not a curated record. Gene Ontology annotation, molecular function: 3-hydroxyisobutyryl-CoA hydrolase activity. NCBI's taxonomy places the organism in Eukaryota, Metazoa, Chordata, Mammalia, Rodentia, Dipodidae. Gene Ontology annotation, biological process: L-valine catabolic process. The transcript has 14 exons.